Messenger RNA from Cyphellophora attinorum, 1476 nucleotides. Its product is annotated as D-3-phosphoglycerate dehydrogenase 2. Gene Ontology annotation, molecular function: oxidoreductase activity, acting on the CH-OH group of donors, NAD or NADP as acceptor; NAD binding. Bases 1 to 1476 code for a protein of 491 amino acids. NCBI's taxonomy places the organism in Eukaryota, Fungi, Ascomycota, Eurotiomycetes, Chaetothyriales, Cyphellophoraceae. The transcript is spliced from 2 exons. The record is from RefSeq and is a predicted model, not a curated record.
AUGCCUGAGUCAACGCUCACACAAAAUAUCAAAACGGCCCAGAAUGGUGAAGAUGCCAGCCAACCUCUGGGCCGCUCAGUCUCACGCAGCCAGACGGCAGCAUUCUCAACCUCACCAGUAGAAAGGUUUCGAAGACCGUCAACGACCAGCUACAGCCAUGAGGGGACAUCGCCUCUGAUGCGCCGAAUGACAACGCAACAUGGCGCCCCGCCAAAGCAGUUGAAGCCGUUUAGAGAACAGGACAUCAAGAUACUGCUGCUCGAGAACGUCAAUGUGACUGGCAUCGAGAUCCUGAAGGAGCAGGGCUACCAGGUCGAGGCGAUCAAGAGCAGUCUACAAGAAGAUCAGUUGAUCGAGAAGAUCAAAGACGUCCACGUCCUCGGCAUCCGCUCCAAAACCAAGCUAACCUCGCGCGUCCUCGCCGCCGCCAAAAACCUCAUCGUCGUCGGCUGCUUCUGCAUCGGCACCAACCAAGUCGACCUCACCUACGCCGCCGCCCACGGCAUCUGCGUCUUCAACUCGCCCUUCAGCAACUCGCGCUCCGUCGCCGAGCUCAUCAUCGGCGAAAUCAUAUGCCUCGCCCGCCAGCUCGCCGACCGCUCCAACGAAAUGCACGCCGGCACCUGGAACAAAGUCAGUGCCCGCUGUUGGGAGAUCCGCGGCAAGACGCUGGGUAUUGUCGGCUACGGCCACAUCGGGUCGCAGCUCUCUGUCUUGGCCGAAUCAAUGGGCAUGGACGUAAUCUACUACGACGUCGUAAACCUUAUGGCCAUGGGCAACUCCCGCCAAGUCCCCACCCUCGACGCCCUCCUCGAACGCGCCGACUUUGUCACCCUACACGUCCCCGAGAUCCCGGAGACCACAAAUCUAAUAGCCAAAGAACAACUCGACCGCAUGAAGAGAGGCGCCUACCUCCUCAACGCCUCCCGCGGCAAAGUCGUCAAGAUUCCCGACCUCAUCGACGCAAUGCGCUCCGGCCACAUCGCCGGCGCCGCCCUCGACGUCUACCCGCACGAACCAGCCGGCAACGGCGACUACUUCACCUCCGACCUCAACUCCUGGGCCUCUGAACUCCGCAGCCUCAAGAAUAUCAUUCUUACCCCACACAUUGGCGGCAGCACCGAAGAAGCUCAAUCCGCCAUCGGCAUCGAAGUCGCCGAGGCCCUCGUCAAGUACAUCAACGAGGGCGUCACGUUGGGGGCGGUAAACAUGCCCGAGGUCGCCCUCAGGAACAUCACAAUGGACGAGCCGAACCAUGCGCGCGUCAUCUUCGUGCACCAGAACGUGCCUGGCGUGUUGAGGAGAGUCAAUGAGAUCUUGGGCGGGCAUAACGUGGACAAGCAGAUGACGGAUAGCAAAGGCGAUGUGGCGUACCUGAUGGCAGAUGUUAGUCGGGUGAAAGAGGAGGAGGUGAGGGGGCUGUAUGGGGAGUUGGAGGGAUUAAAGGAACGGAUCUUGACCAGGGUGCUAUACUAG